Penicillium taxi is the source of this 1248-nucleotide messenger RNA. RefSeq lists its product as uncharacterized. Lineage: Eukaryota; Fungi; Ascomycota; Eurotiomycetes; Eurotiales; Aspergillaceae. The record is from RefSeq and is a predicted model, not a curated record. The coding region runs from base 1 to 1248 and encodes 415 amino acids. The transcript is spliced from 2 exons.
AUGAACGCAGUGGUGGCAACCCGCCGAUCAACCCCAGUUGCUAGCUCCAGGUCAAUUUCUAGCAAGAAUGCAGAUAAUGUAGAAUCUGCAUCUUGGCAGAAAAUGAACCCUGCUGCCUCGAUGGAUUUAUCUACUGAGGCGGUUGACAUACGGCCUCAGUAUACAUGUAUACCGACAGAGCUUUACCAUCCAGUUGAAGAUGCAGUGGUCCCAUUAUUUUUCAACUCGUUUAUAUUCCUAACUCAAGUCAACCACAUUCGUAAUGGUUUUCUGGGAAUGUUGCCACGAAUCUACACAAAUGCUAAGGUUGGGUCUUAUUUGCACAGUAGUACAUUAGCUAUUGCUUUCUUUACUGUGGGGGCUUGGACUGGUCAGAGAUCGUUGAUGCGUGAAGCGCAGCGGUAUUUCACAUGUUCUCUACCCAAAAUUCGUGAAGCUUUGACGACCGAUGGCGACUUGAACAGUCUUCUUGCGGCUAUUAUAUGCCUAUCGACGUAUGAAAUCAAGACCACUCGUGGUUUAAGCAGCCCCGUGAUCCCAACACCAACAAUCUGGCCUCUAUCACAACCCCAAGGCCCUCUAUCUCCACGAAAGGUACUCUCGCAAGCCUCAGCACGUCUAGUCGAUUUGCGAGACACGUGGGAGCAAAUAAAAGCCCACCAACCCGACGAAGCGCAAGUCAUCUCAAUCCUUGCAAGAGCAGCAGAGAUUGAUGUCGAUUUCAUGUCAUGGGCGCACUUUGUUCCAUCAGACUGGAAGCCCGUCUCAGCAGACAUUAUUCCCCAAUCCGUCCAUGAUGCAGGAGUCUUUCGCAAUCGCUGCGACUGUUACACAGACAUAUGGAUAGCAGCGACAUGGAACAUGUUCCGCGAUUGUCUAAUGGUGGUACAAAGCAUCAUCAUCAGCUGUCUUAGAAUGCUGUCCUCGCAGGAUCCAGACGGCACAAGGAUAGCUGGAGCCAAGGCUAGAAUCCAAAUUAUUGCAGAUGAUAUCUGUGCGACGGUGCCCUAUUGCCUUGGGAGCCAAAUGGAGUCUGUGCGCAUGAAACCUGGGCUGGUCGAGUACCCCUUUUCAGAGACCCGACCUGUUACUGCCGUUCAUCAAGCCAUUGCUCCGUUAAUGAGUGGAUGGCAUAUUUUUGGGAACCUACGGAAUCUCCAGAGUCCUGAGCUAGAACUUCCUCCAGAGCAGAUAAUUUGGGUGGGACAACAGUUGGAACGUGUCAGAGCCAUCUAUUUCAAGCUGUAA